UUUUCGACGGUUACCGACUUCGUUGCCGGCUAGGUAGUCUCGCGAGAUUUCACGGAGCUAGCUAAUCGUUAGCAAGCCUGCCGCUCGGCGGAAUUUUGCCGCAAAGCGCUCGGAAUCUGGGGAUGCCGGAACAUAUACUCAAGGGGGACCGGUAGAAAUGAGGAUGUAGCCUCUAGACGUUCAUUUGCACACUCGGCCGAAUGUUAAUAUUGUCAGUGAGCUUUGUUGUUUAGUUCAAUUUUCCGUUGUCGUCACCGCACCCGUCAACCUUCGUUAUUUAUUAUUGUUGGCUAGCGUGCGUUAGCGGCUAGCAUCGGCUUCCGAGUUACACAGCAGGUGUACUGAUUGUCAUAUCGGACAACUACGACGGGGUGUUCGUGUUAGCUAAAGGGGUGUUAGCCAAAGGGGUGUUAGCCGCGGAGUUAAGUCUAAUGCCCCGUCUGCAAAUACUGUCGAUGCUCGCUUGAUCCACCGUCGAUGUGAUAUAUAAUAUAUAUAUAUUUAUUUUAUAACCAGCCUGCGUAGCGUCAUUACCAACGCGAGUUAUCGUUAGCUCGACAUUCAGUCAUGACCGGGGAAAAGAUCCGCACCUUGCGGAAAGACCACAGCAAACCGAACAAAAAUGACGAUAUCAUGGAUCGGUACGAGGAGCCUCCGAACGGCACCAUCCCCAACGGCACCACUAACGCUUUCCGAUCGAACAGGGCUUUUCAGAAACCAGCGAAACCUCUCGCCCUGCAGCAGCAGCAGCAGCAGCUUUCAAACAUCAACGCGAACAAUCUCAACGCCAACUCGCCGGUCGGCACCGUCGUCGACGACGACAACAAAAACCCAAUAAUCUUAACGCAGGAGGACUUGGGGUACCCUGUGCACGAGUGCGUGUUCCGAGGGGAUGUGCGCCGGCUGUCCUCCCUCAUCAGGAGCCACAGCAUCUCUCAGAAGGAUGUGCACGGAAACACGCCUCUUCACUUGGCUGUCAUGCUGGGCCACAAAGAAUGUGCCCUCUUACUCCUGGCCCAUAAUGCCCCGGUAAAGAUAAAGAAUGCACAAGGAUGGAGCCCUUUAGCAGAGGCCAUCAGCUAUGGUGACAGGCAAAUGAUCACAGCAAUACUGAGGAAGUUAAAGCAGCAGUCCAGAGAGAGUGUGGAGGAUAAGAGGCCAAAACUACUGAAAGCUCUCAGAGAGCUGGGUGACUUCUAUCUAGAACUACAUUGGGAUUUUCAGAGUUGGGUGCCUUUGCUGUCAAGGAUGCUGCCAUCUGAUGCUUGUAAGAUUUACAAGCAAGGAAUCAAUAUCAGACUUGACACCACGCUAAUAGACUUCACUGAUAUGAAGUGUCAGCGUGGAGAUCUCAGCUUCAUCUUCAAUGGAGAUGCUGCACCCUCCCAGUCCUUUGUAGUCUUGGACAAUGAGGCGAAAGUGUACCAAAGAAUACAUCAUGAGGAAUCUGAGAUGGAGACUGAAGAAGAAGUGGAUAUUCUGAUGAGCAGCGACGUCUACUCUGCCACCCUUUCCACCAAGUCUAUCACCUUCUCUCGUAGCCAGAUUGGCUGGCUGUUCAGAGAAGACAAGACUGAGAGAGUUGGGAAUUUCCUGGCUGACUUCUAUGCAGUUAAUGGUCUGGUGCUGGAGUCCAGGAAACGUCGAGAGCACCUGAGUGAGGAAGACAUUCUCAGGAACAAAGCCAUCAUGGAGAGCUUGAGUAAAGGGGGCAGCAUCAGCGAGCAGAACUUUGAGCCUGUGAGAAGGCAGUCCCUCACAGCACCAGCACCCAACACAAUUUCUUGGGAAGAGUACAUCACUGCCGAGCAUGGAAAGCCACCUCAUCUUGGGAGAGAUCUUGUGUGCAAAGAGAGCAAGAAGAACUUCAAAGCGACUGUAGCUAUGAGCCAGGAUUUUCCUCUAGGCAUCGAGUCAUUACUGAACGUACUGGAGGUGAUCGCCCCUUUUAAACACUUCAACAAGCUCAGAGAAUUUGUCCAGAUGAAACUUCCUCCAGGUUUUCCAGUAAAACUGGACAUCCCCGUCUUCCCGACUAUCACAGCGACCGUCACCUUUCAGGAAUUUCACUACGAUGAAUUUGAAGACUCGAUUUUCUCCAUCCCCGCCGAGUACAAAGAGGAUCCCAGUCGUUUCCCGGACCUGUGAUCUAGCUAGCACAUCGUAAGCACUUAGACAUCUCGACUACGAAACACUGACAAACUCCCAUUUUACUAUGUGAUCUUUUUAAAAGGGAAUCAAUCUCUUGACAAUUUUUUUUUUUGUUUUUUUGUUUUUGUAGAUACUCGAAAGCAAAUCAAUGCAAAAACAGAUCUUUAAAAUGUACUAUACUACGUUCGGAUGCAUAUCAGUAGUACGUUUUAUGAAACCAUAGUAACAGGUACUACUCGCUGUUCACCAGCUGAACGGUGCGUUCACUGCUCUGUGCUGCUCUCCUCCUGGGAAGGUUGCAGGACUCAGAAGGGGCUCCUUCAGCCUCGUCCGAAUGUGUCGACUAUGUCUACUCCACUUCCGACUCCGGACACUGACCGGCGUUCCCUCAUUGCAUUUUGGUCCUCUCGAAGCUGCACUGUUGGUCAUCUGUAAAUAAUCCACUAAAGACGAAGACUAAGAUAGAUUUAAGAGUAAACGACUAGUGUCAGAUAUAGCUAUACGAUACUGAACCGAGCUUUUCAUGUUGUAAAUGAUGUACAGUACAUUCUCAAAGGAACAAUACUGUAGCAAUACAUUUCCGGUAUUUCAGAAGGUUUUUUAACCGGGUGCGAGGAAGUUUGGCAUAAAACGACAUUCUUACAGUUCGAUACCCAAGCCUUUUUCUCCAGCGCAGGAUGUGACGUCCUGCUUUUCAGGUUAGCUCACGCUACUUCCUGGCCGUCUCGUUUCAUUUGUCGUCCUCAUGGGGACUUGUGUUCUGUGCGAGUGAAUCAUUAUAUAAGGUUUGUAUGUUCGUGUGGAAACGCAGAUGGAAUAUCAGGAAAAUGUUCUAGUUUAAUACUGCACUGAUAUGAAGUAUUAUUUAACGCAUGCUAAUGCUAUAUGACAGAAAAUCACUAAGCAUCUUUGAACUAUAUUUCCUAAACACUUGUAAUACCUACAUCUUCCUAUUUAGAGUACAAGGAAAGAAACCAAAUAUCUUUAGCAUUUUCACAGACCUCUCAGUGCUUUUACUCUGUUAGCAGUGCUCAUAUUUUUCAUGUGCGUUCUACCUUCGGGUAAAUAAACUGUGAAGCUUUUGGUCCCACUGUUGAGACGGACAGCUUGACCCACCGAGAUGUUUGACGUCAGCUAACAUGUAUCGUAGCUUUACCAACUUGACAUCCCUUUAAAUAAAGCACCAGCACCGUGUCUCCACCCACUUC
Messenger RNA from Lampris incognitus (smalleye Pacific opah), 3359 nucleotides. RefSeq names its product ankyrin repeat domain-containing protein 13C-like. Gene Ontology annotation, molecular function: protein binding. Bases 568 to 2148 code for a protein of 526 amino acids. Gene Ontology annotation, cellular component: cytoplasm. The transcript is spliced from 13 exons. Lineage: Eukaryota; Metazoa; Chordata; Actinopteri; Lampriformes; Lampridae. The record is from RefSeq and is a predicted model, not a curated record.